GGAGGGAGGGAGAGAGGCUGAGAUGUUGAGGGAGACGCGCAGCUCCUUUACGCGCGGGCGGGCAGGUUUUUGCGCCACUCGCUGUCGUGGAACGAGCCCGUAAAUGUGUAUUUGCGGGGACUCCCUGAAGUAUGACGCGUCUGGAUGCGGCAUGUUUCCUGCGUUGUGCCCCCGUGCUGCGGAGUGCGACUCAUGGGAUGUAGCAGAUGGAGAGCCGCGUGCAACCCCGGACCCGCGAGGGCGCAGACCAAGCUGCCCGUCUUCUUGGCCAUGAUCUUUCUCUUCACGUACCUCUUCUACUGCCUCAACGGACACUGCGAGUCGUCGCCCGGACGCGUCCACGACCGACGGAACGCGCUCCAGAACGGCGACGGGCGCGAGCCGCGCGGCGCGCUCGGCGCGUCCCGGCUGCUCCGCGCGCGGCUGUCGGACUCGGCGGACGGCGACGCGCCGCCUAAGAACAUCUCCACAGGCGACACGUUCGGCAGCCAGAAGUUCCCCCAGGCCAUCAUCAUCGGGGUGAAGAAAGGAGGCACGCGGGCUCUGCUGGAGUUCCUGCGCGUGCACCCGGACGUGCGAGCCGUCGGCUCCGAGCCGCACUUCUUCGACCGCUUCUACGACAAGGGCCCGGACUGGUACAGGAACCUCAUGCCUCGGACUCUGGAGGGCCAGAUCACCAUGGAGAAGACCCCCAGUUACUUCAUCACCAAGGAAGCCCCUCGCCGCGUCUUCUCCAUGAGCCGCCACACCAAGCUCAUCGUGGUGGUGCGCGACCCGGUGACCCGGGCCGUCUCCGACUACACGCAGACGCUGUCCAAGUCUCCCGGGCUGCCGUCCUUCCAGAGCCUGGCCUUCCGCAACGCCACCACGGGCCUCAUCGACACGUCGUGGAGCGCCGUGCGCAUCGGCAUCUACGCCAAGCACCUGGAGAACUGGCUGCGCUUCUUCCCGCUCUCGGGCCUCCUCUUCGUCAGCGGCGAGCGGCUGGUGACGGACCCGGCGGGCGAGAUGGGCCGCGUCCAGGACUUCCUGGGGCUCAAGCGCGUGGUGACGGACAAGCACUUCUACUUCAACCAGACCAAAGGCUUCCCCUGCCUGAAGAAGCCCGAGGGCAGCAGCAGGCCUCGCUGCCUGGGGAAGUCCAAGGGCCGGCCCCACCCCCGGAUCCCCGCCGACACCCUGCGGCGCCUCCGAGACUUUUACAGACCCUUCAACCUCAAGUUCUACCAAAUGACCGGCCACGACUUCGGCUGGGACUCGGCGGCUCACCGCCAGAGCUCCUGAAAGCUGUUGGCGGCGUCCUCGGUCCGCCGGACAGGGAUGCCUCCAAGACGUCGUUGUCCAAAGAUCACCAAAGCUUUUACUGUGCAACAUGUACCUUCAUUUCUGAAGAACCCUCCAGAGGGAUCCGACGCCAAAGUUUAAAACGCCAAAAGAGGAACCUUGUCGGCCGCCUGGCUGGAAACACACCAAGCGACAUAUUAAAGGACGUAAGCUGAGAAACGACAUUUACAAGAAGCGUAGCUUCCAAUCACGCACAAUCAAAGUAAAUGUAAACGUGUGUUGUCGAGAUUUUACUCCCUUUUCUGGACCGUCUGUUAAAAAUAAAGAUCUCGCAUACGCAGCAGGACACUUGGUCCGGGUGGAAAGAAACGGACCAGAAAGUUAAAACACACCUUUUAUGUGCCGAACGUUUGUUAUUUAUGUCGCCAAUACAAAGCUUGUAUAAAACUUCUGAAUCUGA
Gasterosteus aculeatus aculeatus (three-spined stickleback) is the source of this 1744-nucleotide messenger RNA. Its product is annotated as heparan sulfate glucosamine 3-O-sulfotransferase 6-like. Lineage: Eukaryota; Metazoa; Chordata; Actinopteri; Perciformes; Gasterosteidae. Gene Ontology annotation, molecular function: [heparan sulfate]-glucosamine 3-sulfotransferase activity. The record is from RefSeq and is a predicted model, not a curated record.